AGUGGCUGUACGCCCGCGACGGGCUAGAGGAAAAGAGCCUUACUCGUACGUCGUCGUUGGUGCGUUUGUUGGAACUGUCGUUGGUACUUUUCAAGGAGAAGAGAAGAGAUCGAGAUCAAUUUCUUAAGCGUCGAUGCGUUCCAUCUUCCGGUGACGUCCAGAUUGUUCCGCGAUCGAUUGAAACCUUCCAAACUCCAAAGAAACCAUGGGAGCAGAGACCAGUUUGCCGUAGAAAUAGAGGACGGUUUUUUCCAGUUUGCAACGUGAAAGAUCGAAUCCUGGGGCUGAAUUCCUGAUCUCUGGGAGAGGUAGUGUCAGUGAGUGACGUCACGAUGCGCAUGUUGCCGUUGCUGAGAGUGGUGUUAGGUGCGCUGCUAGCGAGCGUAAGCGAGGGCACCGAGAGCAGCGCUGGGCCCGGCGGAAACAGGAACACCAGCGCGACCGUCGGCGCGACCGACGGCGCGACCGGUGGCGCUGUCGGCGGCGCGACCGGCAGCGCGGAAAAGCUCGCGGCUGGGGAACGCGAGCAGGCGAUCGCUGGCGUGGAAGCGAGCCUGCUCUCCUUGCUGGGCUUCGCCAAAAGGCCCAGACCCCAGCGUCCGGCCUACGUCCCGGAACCUCUCAAGAGGCUCUACAAGAAGCAAAACGUCAUCGGCAUGGCUGACAUCGCCCGACCGGGUAUCCACGCAAGGUCGGCCAACACCGUGCGUUCUUUUGCUCAUGUCGAAAGCGAGGUGGACCUAAAGUUCCAGUCGCCCAAUCGGUUCCGCCUGGCCUUCGACCUGAGCGGCAUCCCGGCGGGCGAAUCGCUGCAGGCGGCCGAGCUGACGUUGACUCGUGCCCGCCAGGCCGACGGCCCGCGACUGCUGCGCGUCCUGGUGCACGACAUCGUGCGCCCGGGCCUCAAGGGACGCAGCAAGCCGCUGCUGCGACUGAUCGACGGGAAAACCAUCGACGCUCGGAGGAACGGCUCGGUGAGCUUGGACGUGCAGCCGGCAGCCGAACGAUGGCUCGCGGAGCGAGCGCACAACCACGGGCUGCUGGUGGAGGUGCGGGACGCGGACUCGCACGCGGACUCGCACGCGGGCGCGAGCAGAGGGGGCCACAUCCGUCUGCGGCGCAGCGCCGACGAGCCCGGCGAAAUCUGGGCUUCGAGCCGGCCGCUGCUCUUCGCGUACACAAACGACGGGCGCAACAAGGCGGCCUCCGCCCGGCAGAUCAUGGACCGACGCGCCCGGCGCGCGGCGCUCCGCAAGAACCGGCGGAAGGACGGCCGCGAAAACUGCCGGCGGCACCCGCUCUACGUCGAUUUCGCCGACGUCGGCUGGAACGACUGGAUCGUCGCGCCGCCCGGCUACGACGCCUUCUACUGCCACGGCGACUGUCCCUUCCCCUUAGCCGACCACCUCAACUCGACGAACCAUGCGAUCGUCCAAAACCUCGUCUACUCGACCAACCCUAGCAUGGUACCCAAGGCCUGCUGCGUGCCCACGGCUCUCAGCUCCAUCUCGAUGCUCUACCUCGACGAGGAGAACAAGGUCGUCCUCAAGAAUUACCAGGACAUGGCGGUCCUCGGGUGUGGCUGCCGCUGAACGUUCGAAGACGUCCGGAGACGUCCGGAGACGUCCGGAGACGUCCGGAGACGUCCGGAGACGUCCGGAGACGUCCGGAGACGUCCGGAGACGUCCGGAGACGCCGGGAGAAACGGUCGCUCCGCGGAUUACUCCAUCCUCGAACCGGCCGUGAGCCGAGCGAGGGAGCGAGUGCGUGACGCUACCGCAUUCUCCGUGGUUUCGGUAAUCAACAAACCCGGCGGCCUGUGAACUAAGAGCGUUAUGUGCGCGGUAGGUAUGUCAGGCCUCCUUGGAUACGUAGAAUUUAUUAAUAAGCCGCCGGAGAGGCGGAGGGGCCGAGAAAGAGAGAGGAACCGGUAUAGAUUUAUAUAGCUGCGGCCAGGCAGGUGCUAUUUAUCCCGGCCGACCAAGGAAUCUACCGAAAGCCCCGAAAGGAAGGGGAGAUCGGAGUGGCGAGCGGGCUAGCGAGAGGGAGGGUCGCGGGGACCACGUUGACGAACGGUUCGCGACGGAAGUUCCGGCAUUGACCCUUGUCCCGACUCGACUUGCCGGACUCCAUUCCGGAAGAAGCGCGCCCGCGGAUGCUGGACACGGUGGCCAUCUUGGAUCGUGAGACGAUUGCGUCGCCUUUGUCCAAGUUGAACGCGCGCUAAUUCGACUCGUGGACUUUGCGCCAAGCGAGUGUCCUAAGUAGCGAUAUGAAAAAACGGCGCCUUCUUCAAUUGCGCGCGGUACUCUAUCCGUACACCGUCAUUCUCGAUCUGCGGUAAAGCUUGCGAGUGCCGCGGCCGAAAAAUGCCACGCAUCGAACUCUCCUUGCGAUCACCUCGGGAUUUCGCGGACGAGCACCGGGACCGCGUUCAAUUUGCUCAACGAUCGACGCUACUCGCCCUUUGUUCGCUCCUAGCUAAACCCUCUUUCGCCUAGCGUGGCACGAUCGCGCACGGUCGUCGCAAGAAUGUGCCAUUAUUGCGUCACCAUGCGUCGUUCGCUUGCUCGCUCGCUCGCUAGCUCGGUCAACAAGUCGAUAUGUAUAUAAGAACGUUACAUCGGUAAUUUUCCAAUUCCACCGACGGAGGUGUAGCACUCGUGCACGCUCAUGCGCGGGAUGUAAUCGGGUGAGGCUGAUUGUGAAAGAGAUAACACGCCGCGAGUGGCUAGCGGGGGAACACGAGGGAAGAAACCUUUAACCAAGAGAUGGAACAACAUGCGCGACAUCGUGCAACGCAGAAUAGCGGGACGAAUGCGACGCGAUCAGCGCUAAGAUGGGAAUUCCCGUCAGGUCCGGCCAAAUAGUCCGGGACGACCAGCGGUGUACUUUUCACCGGAACGCAUUAGCGGUUCCGUGAUUCCCGGAUGAUCGUUAGAGAUAGUCUAUUUAGAGGUACAGGAAAACCACUCCUCUAAGGAUUGUACGUCGACGCGUUUACGGUGGAUUCGGUUAUAAACAGAGAUCAGGCUUUGGUGUGGAGUUUUUGGGAACGAUUUCCAUACCACGACGCAAGUCCUUCCUGUCCUCUCUCGGACCGAGCGAUGUCUCUAUGGAACAAGUACCACAGGAGACUCUCUCUUCUCUUGCCGGUACAAGCAAAUCGGACGGGGAGGGUUGGAACUCGUUCGUUUUAGCCCCAUUCUCUCGUACUGUCUAGGAUGUACCGCCGCAUCAGCAGUUUGUCAUGUUCCGGGCCAUCCGAUCCGACCUGGUCAUUGAGUUUGAACUUUUGCGGUACCUUGUAAGAAGUCUAGUGUAGUCAACGCACAGGUUCAAAACAGUGGUGGUCACAUCUGUAGACGUGCGAGUGUUUCUUUAAAAAGCAAAAACUCCCAUAUCCUGCAAUUCUCGCCACCGUAACGUAGACACGAGUAACGUAUUUGUGAUCCUGCACCCCCUCGCGUAUGCGCCCACACGCCGCGAAUAAAUAUUUAACAUAAACCGUACCUGCUUAAGGAUUACUAUUUAUUUCUCCAAGCCUAAUUAAUGCGUGUUGUAUAUUUGUACAGAUGCCUUAUCGAUAAUGGCGUGUUUCGAUGUAAAAUCUGUGAAUAGGUAAAAAAAACACCGUGUAAACAUUGUAAAUAAUCCGUUUGUAUAGUAUGUAUGAUGUAUAGUUUAAAUAUAUAUAUAUAUAUAAAAAUAGCAUAUUUACGGUACUCCGUGUAGCUCCCAGGUUGACACAGAUAAACGUGUGUAAAUAAUGAAUAAAUUGAAAAUGGUAAUCACAAAAA
Orussus abietinus is the source of this 3800-nucleotide messenger RNA. RefSeq names its product protein decapentaplegic. The record is from RefSeq and is a predicted model, not a curated record. Gene Ontology annotation, biological process: SMAD protein signal transduction; BMP signaling pathway. The coding region runs from base 333 to 1592 and encodes 419 amino acids. The transcript has 3 exons. Gene Ontology annotation, molecular function: growth factor activity; cytokine activity. Lineage: Eukaryota; Metazoa; Arthropoda; Insecta; Hymenoptera; Orussidae. Gene Ontology annotation, cellular component: extracellular region.